AUGUUAUAUCACGUCGUCCUCCACGUCUAUUUUCUCUCGCGUCGUCUUCCGCCUCUAUUUUACAUCGCUGCGUCGUCCCAACCUCUACUUUACAUCGCUGCGUUGUCCUCCGCCUCUAUUUUACAUCGCUGCGUCGUCCCCGCCUCUACUUUACAUCGCCGUGUCGCCCCCCGCCUCUAUUUUACAUCGCCGUCGUCCUCCGCCUCUUUUUCGCUGCAUCGCCUACUUUGUCGUCGUCCCCCGUCUAUUUUACAUCGCCCGUCGUCCUGCGUGUCUAAUUUCCUGUGCGUUGUCCUUAUCUUUUUUUUUCCCCAGGUCGUCUCCGCCUCUAUUUUAUCUCGCCAAAUUUUACAUCGCUGCGUCGUCAUAACCGUCCAUCGCUUUGUCGUCCCCUGCUCCUUAUUUUACAUCGCCGCGUCGUCCCUCCGCGUCCACUUCCCGUGCGUUGUCCUUGCUCUUUUUUUUUCCCCAGGUCGUCCUCCGCCUCUAUUUUCCGCCUCAUUUUAUCUCGCCGUGACGUCCUCCGCGGCUAAUCUCCGCGCGUUGUCCUCCGCCUCUAUUUUUACAUCGCCGACACGUCGUCCUCCGCCUCUAUUUUAUCUCGCCGUGACGUCCUCCGCGGCUAAUCUCCCGCGCGUUGUCCUCCGCCUCUAUUUUAUAUCGCCGACACGUACUCCGCCUCUAUUUUCUAUCGCCGAGUCGUCCUCCGCGUCUAAUUUCCCGUGCGUCGUCCGCCGCGUCGUCCGUCUAUUUUAUCGCCUAUUUUACAUCGCUGCGUCGACGUCCGUUGUCUCUUUUUUUUCUCCCCAUUUAUUUUAUCUCGCCGUGACGUCCUCCGCGGCUAAUACCUCCCUGACGCGUUGUCCUCCGCCUCUAUUUUAUAUCGCCGACACGUACUCCGCCUCUAUUUUCUAUCGCCGAGUCGUCCUCCGCGUCUAA
Acanthosepion pharaonis is the source of this 939-nucleotide messenger RNA. The record is from the annotation of a GenBank genome assembly. NCBI's taxonomy places the organism in Eukaryota, Metazoa, Mollusca, Cephalopoda, Sepiida, Sepiidae.